This is a messenger RNA of Danaus chrysippus (African queen), 2055 nucleotides long. NCBI's taxonomy places the organism in Eukaryota, Metazoa, Arthropoda, Insecta, Lepidoptera, Nymphalidae. The record is from the annotation of a GenBank genome assembly.
AUGGUUAUGACUUCAGUUUCAGGACAUCUUUUAAAUUAUGAAUUUGUAAAUAAAAACGAAAGUAGAAAAUGGCAAACAUAUGAUCCGAGACAACUAUUCUAUGAACCAGUCAGAAAAAGCUGUCCGGAUAACUAUGAAAAUAUCAAGAAAACUCUGCAAAGGGAGAUUAGAGGAUGUGACGGUCUUAUUAUAUGGACCGAUUGUGACAGAGAAGGUGAAAAUAUAGGUUUUGAAAUUAUAGAAGUCUGCAAAACCAUUAAUAGAAACAUUAAUAUAUAUCGAGCUAAAUUCUCCGAGAUCACAGAACAAUCUGUUAGACAAGCUCUUAAUAACUUAGGAGUUCCCGAUGAACACACAAGCAAAGCUGUUGAUAUCAGACAGGAACUAGACUUACGGAUAGGUGCAGUUUUUACAAGAUUUCAAACAGUUAAAAUACAAUCGGCAUUACCAAACAACGUAGCUAAUAAAUUAGUUAGUUUUGGUUCAUGCCAGUUCCCAACACUGGGAUUUGUUGUCGAAAGAUGGAGGGCCAUCGAAAAUUUUAUACCAGAAAAAUUUUGGAAGUUACAAGUCAAUCACACUGUUGGUAAUGAGAGCACAGAUUUUUUAUGGGACAGAGUUAAGAUAUUUGAUAAAGAUGUAUGUAAAAUAUUGUAUAAUAUGUGCUUGGAAAAUAAAACGGCCACCAUUGUUAAUGUUGAGACAAAACCAAAGACCAAAUGGAGGCCUUUACCAUUAGAUACAGUAGAAUUAGAAAAGCAAGCUUCAAGACUAUUGAAGAUUAACGCGAAAACAACAAUGCAGAUAGCUGAGAAGUUGUAUACGGCUGGUAUCAUAAGUUACCCUCGCACAGAGACCAACCAGUUCUCAAACGACAUCAACUUAGUGAAUCUGAUUGAACUUCAAAAGGUUGAUCCUAAUUGGGGAACAUUUGCACAGAACGUUCUAUCUCAAGGACCCAACCCUAGGAGAGGAAAUAAAAGUGAUCAAGCCCACCCUCCCAUACAUCCUACAAAACAUGUCACUAAUCUAGUCGACAUGGAGCGUCGUGUGUACGAGUUCAUAGUAAGGACUUUCCUUGCUUGUUGCUCCAAGGACGCGGUGGGCAAAGAAACCACGGUCAGACUCACUAUAGCUGAUGAAGGAUUCCACGCGUCCGGACUCAUAGUUACUGAGAGGAACUACUUGGACGUGUACCCGUAUGAGAAAUGGACCUCCAAAUAUAUACACGACUAUCAGGUUGGCAACACUUUCACAGCAACCAAAGUGGAAAUGUUAGAGAGUGAGACAUCCCCACCCGAGUUACUCACAGAAGCUAAUUUAAUCACUCUCAUGGAAAAACAUGGAAUAGGCACGGACGCAACACACGCGGAUCACAUAGAGACUAUCAAGAGUCGUCACUACGUGACCAUAGAAGGAAAUAAAUUCAAACCGACCGAGUUAGGUAAAGGAUUGGUCGAGGGAUACGAUAUGUUGAGUCUGCCGAUGUCUAAACCACAUCUGAGAGCCAACUUCGAAACAGAUCUCAAACUUAUAUGCGAGAGGAAGAAAUCUGCUGAAACCGUCUUACGUGAUCAGAUAGAAGAAUAUAAAAAGCUCUACGACAAAAUACUGUCGGAACAGAACAAACUGAUUGAUUCAUGGAAACGAAGGUUACAGAACUACACGUGGAGUGAACAACCGUUACAUACUGGUUCCACAAGCAAUUCAAAUGCUACAUCACGUAAUACUCCGAGUACAUCAAGGUCGUCUCGUACAGACAGCGGGGAUACUGUAAUGUGUCACUGUAACAGACCCGCCGUUAUACUAACAUGCCAGAAAUCAAACAAAAAUAAAGGAAGGAAGUUUUACAAGUGCGACGAAUGUAAGUUUUUCAAAUGGGUAGAAGAUUCUUUGCCUUCGAAUGUACAGAACCCAUACGAAACUCCGCCGAAUUCUGGCGGAUCUAACGGCGCCAAUACUAACCGCCCGACCACUAGUCGUCAACCUCGCCAUUGUUCUCUCUGUCGUCGUACAGGACACAACAUUACCAACUGUCCAGCCAGAGGGGUCUGA